AUGAUAUUACAAAUGAUUGGUCAAUUAUUUUCAGCGUACUUACUCCAAAAUGUCAGGGCAGAAUUUGUCAAAGCUUUUUGAGUUCUUUUCUCUUAUCGGACAAUUAAAGAGAAUACAAAGGACAGGAUGGGUUUUACGGAAAGUCAAUCACCCAGAGAGUGUUGCUGAUCAUAUGUACAGAAUGUCUGUGUUAUCUAUGCUGAUUGACGAGAAAUCAGGGCUCAAUAAGGAAAGGUGCAUGAAGAUGUCCCUGGUUCAUGACAUGGCAGAGUCCAUAGUGGGAGACAUCGCACCAACAGACUGUGUGGACAGGCAGGAAAAACACAGGAAGGAAAAGACUGCGAUGACCCACAUUUCCAGCCUGGUCAGUGAGGACGUGGGACUGGAGCUCCUGCAACUGUGGACUGAGUAUGAAGAACAGAAGACAGCCGAGGCACAGUUUGUAAAGGACCUCGACUGCUUUGACAUGGUCUUCCAGGCCUUUGAAUACGAACAGACGGACAAACGACCAGGCAGUCUGCAGGAAUUCUUUGACUCCACUGAAGGGAAGUUCAAAUCUCAGACUGUGCAGGGCUGGGUCAGUGAACUGUACAGAAUUAGAGACCAGUCAAAUGUACCGACACAUUCGAGUCCCCAUGUGACACACGCAGGUGCCAUGAACACCAAAACCUCAGCCACUGUGAGGCCAUUUUGUGUUGAUCGAAAGGAGCAAGACAGCUAGCAGGAGAAUUGUGACAUCCUUAGAAAAUCUUGCGACAAAAGCCAUUCAACUGCGUUUUCGCUUGUCGCAUGCAUUUCACGGGGCCUUUAAGCACCGUUGUGCCUGAAUUUACAAAAUAAGAGUAUUCUUGUGCUUAAAACAAGAAACCAUCGGAGACGGGUGAUGCUCCCCAAAGGUUUUUUUUGUCACAAUAUUGCACUAUAUAUUCAGAUGAAAGGAAAUGUCUUGAGGGGCAUUACUUUGGACAAAAUAAUACGAUGGAUUGUUUAGCAAUUUAAAAAUUUCAAAGGGCCAUAACUCUCUAAAUAAAUCAUCUAACCAGAACCCACUAAUAACAUGCGCAUCUCCUCAAGGUAGUUAAGCUUCCCAUAAAGCUUCAUUGAAGUUCAGUCUGUAGUUGGGGAGAAAUAGCCCGGACAAGAAUUGCACUAUAUGUACUGAGUUUAUAGAAAAUUUCAACGGGCCAUAACUCUGUGAAAAAUCAUCCGACCAUAACUGGCUGAUAAUAUGCACAUCUCCUGUUGGUAGUGAAGCUUCCCAUAAAAUUUAAUUGAAUUCCGGUCAUUUGUUGCUGAGAAAUAGCCCGGACAAGAAUUGCACUAUAUGUACAGUUAAUGGAAAAUUUCAAAGGGCCAUAACCAUGUAGAAAAUCAUCCGACUAGAACCGGCUGAUAAUAUGCACAUCUCCUCUUGGUAGUGAAGCUUCCCAUAAAGUUUCAUCGAAUUCCGGUCAUUAGUUGCUGAGAAAUAGCCCGGACAAAAAUUGUGCAUGGACAAAGCGGCGACUAUUUGCUCCCCCCCAAAUUUUUUUAGGGAGAGCAUAAAAAAGGGUACCCCUGUGCUUGAAUUUUCAAUUCAGGUAUACCGCUGCACCCAAACUUCAAAUAGUUAUCUGUGUGUGCUUGUAUUAGAUCAGGAGUAAUGUAGAAAUUAAUGUGGGACAAUUCAAUUAAGAAAACGAUCGAACCAAUACCAAGUAUCAGUCUGCACCCAUGUGCCUUAGAAAAUCUUGGGAAAAGGCUCGAGUGCCAUGAACAGCAAAACCUCAACAACUGAAAGGCAAUUUUGUGUUGAUCAAAAGGAAAAAGACAGCUAGCUGGAGGAUUGUCUCACCUUUGAAAAUCCGGUGAAAUUAGCCAUUCUACUGCAUUCUCAAAGAAGGUUGUGGGUAUGGAUAUGUGAUUAAGUGCUUUCCAACUCUUGGUGAUCAUGUUGUUAUACCUUGGUGUCCUGAGAUCUUAAGUUAUUGUGGUGUGUUAUGUGAGCCUUGUUCUUGGAAAAGGGCUUAAUGCAUGUACAUAAAGUGCAGUCUCACAUUAGCCUGUGCAGUCCACACAGGCUUAUCAAUGACCACACAUUCCGUAUUAACUUAAUUUUCGUUAAGAACAAACAAAAAAUACCAUAAAAGCAAUAAGUGUUUUCCCUAAUUUUGGAUGACACUUUAUGCACAUGCAUUGAGUCCUGUUUUCCGAGAGCUCCGCUGAUAUAUUUUUGUGCAGUAUUCUUUUAAUGAGUAUUUUCUUAUUGUGCAUCACUCUCCAUGUGUUCCAGGUCAGAGAUGCAGGUCAACACUAUAUUCAUGGCAUGAUAAGUACAAUUCAAUAUGUUGAAGCAGUGUAUUAACAAACAAAAACUGGACAGCUAUACACUAAAGCUUGCUCCACUUUUAGUCACAUUUUUUGCCAAAUCAUACAGUAAUCAAACUUGGUCAGAACAUUCGUCCCAAUGAUAUUUCAGCUUAGAUCAAAACUGAGUUAAGGCCCAGACUCACUAUGAUGCCGGUGGAGCCCUGGUGUGUGAUCUGGGAUCUACCGGGAUGAACCGGGUACAACCGGGAACAAUAGGGGCUCCACCGGAAAAGUAUAAAAAUGUUUUAUACCUCGGGGAUGAACCGGGAAGGACCAGCGUGGCACCUGCAACAACCGGGACAGAACCGUAGCUCCACCGGGCACAAACAGACCCCGGCAAAGAUAUGGCAACGCCCCUGUUGUCGCUGGUGUUGCCCUUGUGGAGCCCCGGUGAAUGCCAGCAGAGUCCCGUUUUAGCUACGGUACAUGGGUAAACCGGCGCUCUGAAGGGACGCCACCUGCAUUCACCAUCGCUCCGGCUUGGCAUUACCAGCGACGACCAGGGUUGAACUGGGGCAUUGCUGUAGCUCUGUCAGGGUCUGAUGCAGGUAUAGCCCGGGUGAGUGCCGCUGGAGUUACGGUAUACCCGGGCGCUGCCGGCUUUCUCCUGGGCUCCACCUGGGCAUUACCGAUGACAACCAGGGCUCUGCCGGGGCUUCACUGGGAUAAACCGAAGCUAGUCCGGGUUUGACCGGGACUCUGCCGGGUUGUUGUCAGGCUUCAACCGGGGCGGAACUGGGAAAUAGUGUGACUGCGUUAAAAAAUUUCUACUAAUCAUCCCGGUUCUUGCCGGUCGACCAGCGUCAGCAAACCGGGAUGGACCGGGGCUCUACCGGAAAUAGUGAAACUUGGGCUUUCCAUGGGUCAAACAUUAGGUCAUUAAGUCAAAUUUUUUAAAAAGCAUGUAAAGUCCCUUUAGUUUUCAAAUCUUCAUGAAACUUGCUCAGAACAUUAAAAAAAGGCUGUACAUAUGUAUUGUCAUGAUAUCUGGACUGAGUUUCAAAAUGAUUGUAGUUUCUUAUAAAAUGGUGUUGGUACAGUUUUCUAUAAAACGUAUUUGGUGAAAUGUUGUGAACACUUCCUUGUAAGAACAGUUUAGUUGAUUGUGGUUUCCGGUGAGCACCAUUAGGCCUUGGCCCUCUUGUUUUAGUUAAAUCACCUGUCCUUAAAGUUUGGUUGUUUUUUGUCCACAAACUGGUCCCCUUUGUGUGUGUUUUUCAAAGUUUCCUCUGACCUUCUGAGCCUGAAGCUGCAUUAUGUGGGGACUCGAAUGUGCUUCAACCUAAUCAAAUUACUAGACUCACCACAGUUGGGACGAAUUUUGAAUUAACGCUGCAAUUUCCAGCUAUUUCUAGUUGUAACUUUUUUUCAAUGUUGGUAUGGACUUAUGUUGUGGGGGGAUAUUGGGGAGUCUGGUAUGGUGACCACCAACCAAACUCACAUGCUUCCGGGAACUGUUAAUGGACCAGGGCCUAGGUGAGAAGCAAGUGAACCAACCACUGUGCAAACCGGACAGCCCUGGUCACCCUAAUUCAUUUAGCUCUUUGCUGAACACUGUCCUGUUAUUGUAAAAUUUGGGCUGAAAUAUCUAAAAAUUUUUUUGCUUCUUACCACUCUUAUUGUGUGUGUUUAUUACUCUUAAGAAAUUCUUAAAUAUCAAUUCCCAAUGUUUAAGAUGAUCGCAUUCUCUCGGGCCCUUUAAGAUCCCACCCAUUUACCAAUUUUUCAGGCAUCACAUUGACAGCCUAAAUUAGGUGAUUUUUCUCUAGUUAUAAGAUAGUUGGUGAUUUCUAAGUCUAGCUGUAUAUGUACUGAUGUGUUUUCCAUUUUUGUGAAAAAAGUAAUUAUUUUUCAAUUGAUUUUUUGUGUACUCCGGAUUUUGUUAAGACUAUGUUUUUUGUUUACAAAGAAGAACUAUCGUGAGGUAUUGUUUUACUGGAAAUUCAUACCUGUAUUACCUGUAUGUUCUGCUGCUUUAACAUUUUAUUGUCCAUUUUGUUUAAAACUUUUUAUACAGUAUGAUAUUGUACAUAUAAUUAUAUAGAAUAAAACAGAAUCAGUACCGAAGAUUUGCAAAAUUGCUGAUGGAUAAUUAUGUAGAAUUAAAAUGCCUUUGCAACAUACAUGUAAUAGGAUAAGGAUAACACAAAAAGAGUUAAUGAAUCUGUAUACUUAUAACUAGCAUUUAAUCAUUUUGUUUUUGCAUUUUUUGUUGGUUUAUCAAAUGUUGUAUAAGCCGAUUAUUUGUGAAAAAAAGAUAAAAAUAAUUCAGGAGAAACAUGAACAAGAGUUUCGUUUUUCCAUUAAGAAACAUUUUAUAGAAAAAGAAUAUGCGCAUAGUAACAAACCUUUACAACUAACCAGAAGGGCCGAUACUAUGAGAAACGAUGUAGAAGAUACUGAUUACUACAUGGAGCUUAGUUUUAUGCAGCUUUUGUUGUUAAGUCCAAGAAUACUCCUCAAACUAUUAAUUGACAUUUAUUUCAGGUAUUUUUCAAUCUUUUCACUUAAAAUAUUAAUAUGUUUUUAUAAAGAGGGCCGACACUACGGAUACACAUGCUACUAGUAAUUGAAAUAACUUCGAUUAAAAGUGUAACAAAAGGAUUUUUAUUUCUUAAAUUAUGAUUGAUUAUUACCGAUACCUAGAAACAAAACAGAUAUUUCAAACAGUAUUCUUAAUCAGGGAUGUUCUUUUGCUUGUCUGAAUAGAAUGCAAUUUUUUUCUUGACUGUUGUUGCAAAGACGUAUAGAAUACAC
Dreissena polymorpha is the source of this 5106-nucleotide messenger RNA. Its product is annotated as 5'-deoxynucleotidase HDDC2-like. The transcript is spliced from 6 exons. Gene Ontology annotation, cellular component: cytoplasm. Gene Ontology annotation, molecular function: 5'-deoxynucleotidase activity. The record is from RefSeq and is a predicted model, not a curated record. The coding region runs from base 50 to 721 and encodes 223 amino acids. NCBI's taxonomy places the organism in Eukaryota, Metazoa, Mollusca, Bivalvia, Myida, Dreissenidae.